GUCAUGGGUCCUACUGGCGCUGGGAAGAGUACUUUUGUUGACUGCGCGGUUGGAAGACCCGCUGUGAAUGCCGGUCAUGAUAUGAUGUCAUAUACAAAUGAAAUGCGCCCGGUCCGAUAUCCUCAUUCCGAUGGCAUCCGCAACAUUGUUUUAGUUGAUACUCCUGGGUUCGACGAUACGUUCAUGACAGAUGCCCAGAUUCUUAGGGAAAUUGCGCGUUGGUUGAAUGCAACCUACAAAAAGAACAUCAAACUGAGCGGCGUGUUGUAUUUUCACCGAAUUUCAGAUAAUAGGGUUUCAGGGACACCGUUAAGGAACUACAAUAUGUUCAGGGAACUAUGUGGAAAGGAGAACUUCAAGAAUAUCGUCCUCGUUACUACGAUGUGGGAUGAAGUAACUGAAGAGGUUGGCUCAGCACGCGAAAACGAACUGCAGUCCGACUUCUGGCGGUCCAUGAUCAACUUGGGAUCAACCAUUCAUCGCUUCGAUGGGACAGUGGAAUCUGCUUGGAAAAUUAUUAGUUGCCUUUCCGUGGCACCACCCGUUCAUCGCCGUCCACUUCAAAUCCAGCGAGAAAUGGUUGAUAACCAUGUGCCACUUCACAUGACAACGGCAGGAAGAGCCGUCAUGGCAACUCUCACUGACCUCAUG
This is a messenger RNA of Pisolithus orientalis, 651 nucleotides long. Its product is annotated as P-loop containing nucleoside triphosphate hydrolase protein. Gene Ontology annotation, molecular function: GTP binding. The record is from RefSeq and is a predicted model, not a curated record. The annotation marks the transcript as partial. The transcript is spliced from 3 exons. Lineage: Eukaryota; Fungi; Basidiomycota; Agaricomycetes; Boletales; Pisolithaceae.